AUGCGCUUCGCUACUACCUCCGCCACCGCUAUGGCUGUGGUUGCUUCCUCUCAAGCCAUGAACAUUUCGACUUUUUCCGACCUCGACGGAUCUGUGUGGCAGGCCCUCGCUCCCGUCGAGGCUAGAGUAUUUGAGGAUAUGUCCCGAAAUCGUCCGGUCAAGAGGCAAAGCGGCUGGAGCCCUCCUUCUCCUCUUGUCACGCCUCUGGAGGAGGUUUGGGAACACUGCAAGAGCACCUAUACCAACAGCCUUUUCGGCUUCAAGAACUUUGGCUGGGACCAGGUUGUUGCUACCAAGGGCACAAUUAAUGUCUGCGUUCGCUGGGAGUCUGGAGCCUCGGUCACAGAGGCUCAGCGCACCCAGGUUGCCAAGGCUCUGAACUCGGCUCACCAGGGCUGGUACAAGUGGCUCUACGGCUAUGACAACUUCCCGUACAGCAACAUCGAAGUCAAUGUCGUCGGCUGGGCCGUCCGCGAUAAGAGUCUUCUCCAAGGUUCGACUUCGGGCAUUGACGUCUACACCGACAAAGACGGCGAGGGUGCUCCCCAAUGCGCCGAGUCUUGCGGCCGUUUCUUCAAUCAGAACGGUGACUACAGCAAGUGCGCCGGUGGUGCCGAUCGCCACUACGACCAGUCUCUUUGGCUUACGGACGGCUUGAACGGUGGUGCUGGGGGUGACUGGGGUCAGCGUAUCGGCCGUGAGUACUUCAUGGGUGCUCUGGAUUCUGCCAACAUCCAUAUCCUCCAACAUGAGAUCGGACACACCUACGGCCUUGACGAUUUUUACGGUAUGUCAAGAUAG
Colletotrichum spaethianum is the source of this 801-nucleotide messenger RNA. RefSeq lists its product as uncharacterized. The transcript has 2 exons. The coding region runs from base 1 to 801 and encodes 266 amino acids. The record is from RefSeq and is a predicted model, not a curated record. NCBI's taxonomy places the organism in Eukaryota, Fungi, Ascomycota, Sordariomycetes, Glomerellales, Glomerellaceae.